Molecule: messenger RNA, 1681 nt
Organism: Arabidopsis lyrata subsp. lyrata
Lineage: Eukaryota; Viridiplantae; Streptophyta; Magnoliopsida; Brassicales; Brassicaceae
Product: GDSL esterase/lipase At3g09930
Exons: 5
Coding region: 306-1370 (354 amino acids)
Molecular function (GO): hydrolase activity, acting on ester bonds
Source: RefSeq, a predicted model, not a curated record
AUGUGAAAGAAUUUUUUGUUGGUGGCGUUAUGAUUAUGAACCUAAAGUUGACCAAAUCUUCGUUGUUAUUUCACAACGUUUCCUUUUUAAAUCCCUUUUGGUAAUAGUCCCUACAAAGCCAAAUAGACAAUGUAUAAGUGAUAAAAAUAUAAAAUUCACAAAGGUCUCUCCUUAAACUUAUCCCCACCACAUAUAUACUUAUUCUUCCUCCUCUUUUCGCUCCACGUUUCGUACUUUAACACAACAAAACACACACACACACAAGUAUUUUGGUCUGAAUCUGAUACCUCAAUACACCAACAACAAUGGAGUCACUAAAAAUAUUCAUCUCUCUUUUUCUCUUCUCAUUCUCAUCUUUCUUCUUAGGUGUUGAAUCGGAUCAUCUUCAGCAUAGUAACUUGAAGAGAUUGAGACCGAAUAGACUGUUCGUGUUUGGAGAUUCCUAUGCAGACACCGGAAACAUAAGGAAGUCUCUCUCCGAUUCUUGGAAAAUUCCUUACGGCAUCACUUUCCCCCAAAAACCCUCCGGUCGUUUCUCCGAUGGCCGCGUCGCCACAGAUUUUCUAGCAAGAUACUUGGGUAUAAAGUCACCAAUUCCGUACACGUGGAAGAAUUACGCGGGAAAGGAACGGCUAUUGUAUGGAAUGAAUUAUGCGUAUGGAGGAACAGGAGUGUUUAAGACUAAAGAUAAUCCUUUGCCAAACAUGACAACUCAGAUUGAUUAUUUCCAACGCGUACUCGCCGCCGGAAAUAUCUACUCUCCCUCCGAUCUCCCCUCCUCCCUCGCUCUCGUUAGCGUUGCCGGCAACGACUACGCCUCUUUCUUGGCCCUAAAACGCCCACUGACCGAGUUACCGGCAUUCAUGAAGCAAGUUGUUGAUCAAAUUGCGGUAAAUGCGAUGCGCAUCCACAAGUUGGGAGUGAAUAAGAUAUUGAUUCCUUCAAUGCAGCCACUCGGAUGCCUCCCUAGCAUUACAGUCUUUACUUCAUUCCAACGUUGCAACGCCACAGACAACGCAUCAACCAAACUUCACAACUAUUUGUUGCAUAAAGCCGUCGCCAGGAUUAACAAUGAGACAAAGCCAUCCACUUUCGUCGUUCUUGAUCAUUACAACGCCUUUUUGACCGUUUUCAAGAACAAAGGACCGGAACCUGGUGUUAUGAGGUUUGGGAACCCGUUGAAACCGUGUUGUGUCGGGGUCAACAGCAAUUUCGACUGCUCAAACGUUGACGAGAAGGGUGAGAAGAAGUACACAAUUUGUGAAGAUCCAAAGGCUGCCUUCUUUUGGGACAUCUUUCAUCCGACUGAAGAAGGAUGGAGAUCAGUUUACUCAGUUUUACACAAAACUCUAAAAGACGUUUGGAUUUAGGAGUAAGACUAAUUAUAUGUUCUUAAUUCUUUUUGAUGUUUUUAUAUCUUCACUCAGAUUUGUUUUGUAACAUUUGUCUCGGCUUGUCUUUGUAGUAAAGAGAGUUUCACAAGUCAAGCUCACUGGUUCGAGUCUCAACACAAACAACUGGUUGAUAUUAUAAGGAUCGUCGAAUUCAUGGAUAAAAAGCAAUGAUUAAAAAAAAAAUGAAAUCUUACUAUCUUCAUCAUUUGAUAUAUCUUGUUGAAUCACAAGCUGUUCUUGAAUUGAUAGCUUGAGACUUAUAUGACUAAUAAACUCAGAGAAUGAAA